Molecule: messenger RNA, 1033 nt
Organism: Papilio xuthus (Asian swallowtail)
Lineage: Eukaryota; Metazoa; Arthropoda; Insecta; Lepidoptera; Papilionidae
Product: leukocyte surface antigen CD53
Exons: 5
Coding region: 84-791 (235 amino acids)
Cellular component (GO): plasma membrane
Source: RefSeq, a predicted model, not a curated record
CCAUUUCAAUAGCGAACUUCUAUUUUUAACUCGUUUAGUACGUUAAAAAUCAUUUAGCUUAACGGAAUUAUUUGACAAAAAAAAUGAAAGUGCCUAAAGUAUUAAAGUCCGUGAGGUAUACAUUAGCUGGUGUAAAUACUAUUUACUGGCUAACGGGAGUUCUUCUUUUAAUCGUUGGAAUAGUAGCGGUUGUUGAGUACUCAUACUACAACACGUUACUGACUAAACGGUUUAUCACACUGCCAGGAUUUGUCAUUGCUACCGGCGUGAUCAUAAUCCUGACCUCACUUCUAGGAUUUUAUGGCGCUGUUUCUGAAAACUUUUAUUUUAUUGCUGCGUAUGUAGUACUUUUGCUGACGACUUUGGUGUUUGAAAUCGCGAUGACGGUUGUAGCAUUCGGAUUAAAAAAUGAUGCCGUUUCGGAAAUCCGAGCUCCGAUGAUACAGAGCGUGCAGUUUUACGAAACACGGCGAGACAUCGCUAAACUAUGGGACGAUUUGCAAAUGGAAUUCGAAUGUUGCGGUGUGGCCGGUCGCAACGACUGGGCGCGGGAUCGCAUCCCGGUUAGCUGCUGCCACAUCGACUACGGCACGGUCUCGCCGUUCGUCUGCACUACAGCCAACUCUUACCUCGUUGGCUGCGCGAGCGCGCUCGGCGAAUGGUUGAGUUACUACGCAUAUGUCAUCGGUGUUGUUGCGGCAGUAGUCACCGGUGUUCAGCUGCUGAUCACUGUCGCAUCCGGCUGGUUGGCGUGGAGGUCCAAGUACGAGGAAGUCGAAUUGGAGUCUUAGAUUAAGCCAGUGUUUUAAGCAUUUUAGCUAAAUUAGGAUUACGAUGGUCAGUGGUCGUACUGAGUUGUUAUAUUUGUAGAUAUUAUAUAGUCUUUCAUUGUAUUUAAUGUUAACAUCGAAUAUGUAUGUAUAUAUGUACUUUGGACCGAUCUAUAUUCAGUUUUACAAGUUUUAUUAUUAUUUUCGAAUUUAAUUAGAAAUAGAGUCAAUAGGAUUGAAUGUUGUGAAAGCAGAAAAUCUUG